Micropterus dolomieu (smallmouth bass) is the source of this 2237-nucleotide messenger RNA. Its product is annotated as heme-binding protein 1-like. The record is from RefSeq and is a predicted model, not a curated record. NCBI's taxonomy places the organism in Eukaryota, Metazoa, Chordata, Actinopteri, Centrarchiformes, Centrarchidae. The transcript is spliced from 4 exons. The coding region runs from base 280 to 855 and encodes 191 amino acids.
UUCAGCAAGUCUCCAACUUCUGUCUCCGAAGGGGGAAAGCAUCUGUUGAGGAGAGGUCUGUGCUCACUGGAACAGGGCGCACGCUCUUCUCUGGAGGAGAAUUUGCGCUUUGGAGCAUCUGGAUACUGUCGGGAAGUUACCUCUUGUUUAUCAAGGUUUUUCCAGGAGUUGAACGAGGGAGCUGUCAGAAAGUUGUUGUUGCAAAAAGCACAAGGACGAAAGACAGGGUAAACAAACCAAAGGAGCGAUAGAGAGGAGAGGUGACCUGGCCGAAGCGACAUGUUUGGCAUGAUAAAGAAUUCGCUCUUCGGAAACAGCGAGGAGACGGAAUAUAAAUUGCUCAGCAGCGAGACGAAGGAUGGAGUUAGCUUUGAGGUGCGGCGGUAUGAUGGUGCCAAAUACGCUGUGAUCUCCUCUGAGGGACGAUCCUUUGACCAAGUGACAGGGGAGCUGGUGAGGAAGCUGCUUAUGUAUAUUGGCGGGAGCAAUGAACAAGGUGAGGCCAUGGGUACAGCAGCUCCCAUAAUCAUCACUGUGUACCCACGGAAUGACGGUGUUCUGUCUCGCCGCUUGGUGGUCGGCAUCCGCAUCCCCUCCAACUACCAGCAAAGCCCCCCAACUCCCACCGACAGUGCCAUCAGGAUUGAGGAGCAGCACGGCAUGACUGUCUAUGCUCUGCAGUUUGGAGGCUUUGCAGGGGAGAGUGAGUACCGAGCAGAGGCCUUGCGUUUGACACGCACCCUGGGUGAGACAGCCCCCUUUCAGCGCAAGCAGUACUUCUGCUGCAGCUAUGACCCACCGCUCAAGCCUUAUGGACGCCGCAACGAGGUGUGGUUUCUACAGGAGGAGCCGUAGGAGCCGUUUGAUCAGAUCUGAGUCAAAUCUCAUGCUGAAUCCUUUAUUCAACCUUAAUUACCCUGACAAACCUGUAGCUCUAACAGUAUUUGAUUGGUAAGAGCAAUAUGGUGACCUGAUAGCCCUUUGAACCCCAAUGGACAGAUAGAGAUUACCCACGUUGCCUUUAUCCAUCUGAUCUUCUGCUUGUCACACAUUCAGUAGCAGUGAAGUUAGGUGUUCAAGCAAUGGGACAAAUUAAAAUUUAACAUCAAGAGCAUUAGCAUUUUCUCUUUCAUUAGCUAAUUUUCUUUCAUUUCUAAUUUAAACUCACCCCUUGUAGCUCUGGGUGAUUAAAGAAAUCAAUGACUUUAAAAGGUGCAAUGUGUAAGAUUUGGCCAGAAUUUGGUUUCAAACAUUAACGUUAUCAACAGAAUGUGCAGAAGGAACAGCUCUGACAUCUAUGUAUUGUGUUGCAGAGAUAUCUACUUAAACAAGAAACAAGUUUGCUAUAUUAAACAAGCUCUCUUCGCUUUUUUAUUCUAAUAAAUAAACAUAAAGUCCAAAUGUCAAGAAAGGAAAUACUCUCACUUCUAUUUUCCUUAUCAAACAGAUAAAAUACAAAUACAACACAGUACACAGCUAACUGUGCUAACGAGUUAGCAGCACUUACGACCUGAUAUGUGAUAUGCUGCUCUAGACAAAUACAGUGUCAAGAAGUUGAAAGUAUUAGUUGGAGUUGCGUGCAAUACGUUUCAGUAUGUACUACUGUGACAGAGUUCAGUUCUCUAAGUUUCUCUAAUUUUCUUCAAUUUAAAAAAAUUACCUUUAGAUAAACUGUUAUCUAAGCAACUCAGUGAGUAAUGUCUCUGUAUUUUAAAUUCAUGAGUUGAUUUUUUCCAUUCCUUUUAGAAGUACAUGUUCAUCCCAAAGGGUCGAUAAAUACCCUGUAGAGCUGUCAUCUCCCUGAAGAACACAGUAGGGCUUUGCACAUCUUUAAUCUAGUUUACACUUAAGUGGCGGCUACAGAGAAAUGUAUAGAAUUAACUUUAGAUACAUGGUAGUAAAAAGCACACUUCCUUUUCCUAAGUAAGGAACUGGAAGGAAACAGGAGUCGAGCCAUAAAGUAGAACUAGUCUUUAUGAAUUAAUGGGUGGUCAGCUGUGGGUGUAAAUUAGCUAGGUAGCUUUAGGUGUUAUUAUAAACUGUGUGGUUAUGUGUUGAUUCAGAAAGCAUUUCUGUGUAGUGAAUAUUUUGUGUUUUAGUGCAUGACAUCUUUACUUAAUCACUGUUGAAACAGUAUUAUUGGAUACAUCUGUCCAUUGUGAUUUUCUGUGAUCAGAGUGAACAGUAUGUUCACGUUUGAUGGUGUUUCAUAGCAUAAUAAAUAUAUUAUUCAGUAA